AUGCAAGACAAGGUUGCUGUGAGACAAGACACGACUCUUGCGUCUGCAAUCUUGCUUGCGUUUUAUGAAGGUCUUGUGUCAGAUGACGUGGAAAUGUCGGGAUUCAAGAAGCACAUCUCGGGAGCAACGGCUAUUGUGAAGCUCCGCGGACCUCAGCAAACAGCGACUGGUGUGGGAUUGAGCAUGUUCGAAUUUGUGCGAGCAACAUCGGUCCGACAAUACACGUUCUUUGCAAACAUCUCGCUGGAAGAUUUGACGUGGUGGGCGCGGCAAGCAGUCUGCGAUACCGUCGGUCAUCAGGCUCUCGUCUUGAACCUCCAGACUACAAUGAUUCGUGCGGAAGCCGACAGUCUGCUGAAAGGCGCGAGGACAACCGACAAAAUCGACAAAGCUCUGAAGCUGCUCCAACGAGCUCGGAAAAUGGACGACGAACUCGGGAUGUGGUUCGACAAGUGUCCGCCAGCUUGGAGAAAGGGCAUCUCGGGCUCCGCGAUUGACGUGCCUGAUGACAAGAUUGGCCUUGUUUCAGCGUUCCCCGGGCCUAUUUACGAUUAUCCUAACGUUUGGGCUGCAGGAAAGCACAUCAACACCCACGUCUCUAGGUUGCUGCUUAACCAAGUCAUCGUUCGCUGCAUCGCGUGGGUAUGCGCACCGAGCGACCACACCUUGACCAAGGAGUAUAUCGACGCCAAUAAGAUUGGCAAGGAGCAAGUCGCAGACAUCAUCUCGAGCACACCGUACUUCUUCGGGUGGACGGGUGAUGCCCUCAGCACCCCGUACUUUCCCUGUGGGACGUCAGAGAUGCCCAAGGGUCUAGCCGGCAUCUCUUGUAUGUGGCCACUUUUGGCAACUGGUUCGAGCCGAUUUGCCACCAGAAGGCAGCGCAUGUACGUCAAGGCCCGUCUUGCAAAGAUUGCAGAAGAGAUGGGCAUCCGCCAAGCCGAUGUUUUUUCAAAGUUAUUGCCCUGA
Colletotrichum chrysophilum is the source of this 969-nucleotide messenger RNA. RefSeq lists its product as uncharacterized. The record is from RefSeq and is a predicted model, not a curated record. Bases 1 to 969 code for a protein of 322 amino acids. NCBI's taxonomy places the organism in Eukaryota, Fungi, Ascomycota, Sordariomycetes, Glomerellales, Glomerellaceae. The transcript is spliced from 3 exons.